Messenger RNA from Cataglyphis hispanica, 1155 nucleotides. RefSeq lists its product as uncharacterized. The record is from RefSeq and is a predicted model, not a curated record. NCBI's taxonomy places the organism in Eukaryota, Metazoa, Arthropoda, Insecta, Hymenoptera, Formicidae. The coding region runs from base 1 to 1155 and encodes 384 amino acids. The transcript has 2 exons.
AUGAGCGACAUCUUGAGUAUCGCCGGAGAACCGAUCUUCGACGAUCGCAUCGUCAAGAUCGAGACUCACACGUACAAUCCUUACGCCAAUACCACGUUUGGAUAUAGCGACGAGAUACGAAUUCCCAUACAACAGCAGGAUUUGUACACGUUACCGUGCGAAAGUUUUCUCUACGUCGAGGGUAGACUCGAGUCGAAGGGAUCGUCGGAUGCGGAGGGGGAGAGUUCGGCGAGACUAGUGAACAAUUGCGUCGCGUUUAUGUUCGAGGAGAUUCGCUACGAGCUCGGUGGAGUGGAGAUCAAAACAGAAACGAUAUUGCAGAACGCCGGAUGGGACUUCGCGGCGAAGAGUCGUUUGGUCGACGAUUUUAACUUCUGCGUACCUCUUAGCGUGUUGCUAGGUUUCUGCGAAGAUUACAAACGCGUCGUGAUUAACGCGCGACACGAACUCAUCUUAAUACGAGAGCGCAACGAUCACAAUUGUCUCGUAUCGCUCGAAUCGCACGAACCUAAGAUUCUUCUACUGAAGAUACAAUGGCGAAUGCCUCAUGUAGUGUUAAACGAUAUUAAUAAAUUAGCGCUAUUGCGUACAUUAGAUAGCGGAAGAUACCUGAGCGUCGCUUUUCGCUCGUGGGAUCUCUACGAGUUUCCGCUUUUGCAGAGCACGACCAAACACUCAUGGGCGGUCAAAGCGGCGACGCAGCUCGAGAAACCGCGAUACGUUAUCUUCGCGCUGCAAUCCGGAAGGAAGAACGUUCUGCCUCAGGAUUCCUCUAUAUUCGACGAUUGCAAACUGACUAACGUCAAACUGUAUCUUAAUUCGGAUUUUUAUCCCUACGACGAUAUGAAUCUGAAUUUCGAGAAGAGUAAAAUCGCCGUGCUAUACGACAUGUAUUCGAAGUUUCAAAAAACGUACUACGGAUGCGAUAAAGACGAGGCGUUCUUUAAUCUAGUCAAAUUUAAAACGUUCGGUCCGAUAGUAGUCAUCGAUUGUUCUCGGCAGAACAAAUCGAUCAAGAGCGCCACCGUAGACGUUCGUAUAAAGUUCGAUUGCAAAGAAAACGUUCCCUCUAAUACCACAGCCUACUGUCUUAUCAUUCACGAUCGUGUGGUCGAAUAUAAUCCGCUCACCAACGUCGUGCGCAGAAUCGUGUAG